Molecule: messenger RNA, 2346 nt
Organism: Phialemonium atrogriseum
Lineage: Eukaryota; Fungi; Ascomycota; Sordariomycetes; Cephalothecales; Cephalothecaceae
Product: phosphoenolpyruvate carboxykinase
Exons: 8
Coding region: 134-1915 (593 amino acids)
Biological process (GO): gluconeogenesis
Cellular component (GO): cytosol
Molecular function (GO): phosphoenolpyruvate carboxykinase (ATP) activity; ATP binding
Source: RefSeq, a predicted model, not a curated record
AUCACAGAAUAGUGUAUCGAGUCUCCAACUUUUUGGUUGCAAAGUGGAUCAGCCCUGAGCUCACUUGGCGAAUAGCUACGGAUUAUCAGUCAGCCCAAUCUUGGCCGAAAUCCCCACGAUACUUAUAAGAACCAUGAAGGACCCCGUCGCGAGAACCGCCUCUCCCUAUUCCGAUCCAACAGUGAAAGGUCCUCGAUCCCAGAUACUCUCUUCAGGAACCGCUCAAGAUCCCCGCAAAAUGCUCGUCGGUACUGUCAACAAGACCGGUCUUCACCCGAGCGGUGUCGAACCACAGUUCGAGGUCGAACACACCGAACUGGAGGAGGAGCUGCACGAGAAGGCACACAUCGACUACACUACCGUCGCAAUUAUCCCUAACCCCUCCGUUGCCGCUCUCUACGAAGAUGCAUUGGUCUACGAAACAGGAACAGCAAUCACCUCGAGCGGUGCUCUGACGGCGUACUCUGGCAAGAAGACGGGUCGGUCACCAUUGGACAAGCGAAUUGUCAAGGAAGAGUCGUCUGAAAAGGACAUCUGGUGGGGACCAGUCAAUAAGCCUAUGACUCCCGAGGUCUGGAAAAUCAACCGCGAGCGAGCCGUUGACUACCUGAACACGAGAAAUCGCAUCUACGUCGUUGAUGGCUAUGCGGGAUGGGACGAGAAAUACCGGAUCCGAGUGCGGGUAGUCUGUGCUCGCGCGUACCAUGCUCUCUUCAUGCGCAACAUGCUGAUCCGCCCGACUCGUGAGGAGCUGGAGCGUUUCCACCCCGACUACACGAUCUACAAUGCUGGUUCCUUCCCGGCCAACAGAUAUACCGAGGGCAUGACCUCCGGCACCUCAGUAGCUAUUAACUUUGCUGAGAAGGAGAUGGUCAUUCUCGGCACUGAGUAUGCUGGCGAGAUGAAGAAGGGCAUCUUCACCGUGAUGUUCUACGAGGGUCCGAUCAAGCACAACAUCCUCACUCUGCACUCUUCGGCAAAUGAAGGCAAGGACGGAGAUGUUACACUGUUCUUUGGCCUAUCCGGAACUGGGAAGACCACCCUCUCGGCGGACCCUAACCGGGCCUUGAUCGGCGACGACGAACACUGUUGGUCCGACCGUGGCGUCUUCAAUAUUGAGGGCGGUUGCUAUGCGAAGUGCAUUGGUCUGUCAGCCGAAAAGGAGCCAGAUAUCUUCGGCGCUAUCCGGUUCGGAUCUGUUCUGGAGAAUGUUGUCUUCGACCCGGAGACCCGCAAUGUCGACUACGAUGACGCCACAUUAACAGAAAACACCCGUUGCGCCUAUCCCAUCGAGUACAUCAGCAACGCCAAGAUCCCAUGCUUGUCAACCAACCACCCUUCUAACAUUAUCCUCCUGACCUGCGACGCUAGGGGUGUCCUGCCACCUAUCUCCAAGCUCAACAGCGCCCAGACCAUGUUCCACUUCAUCAGCGGUUACACAUCAAAGAUGGCCGGGACAGAAGAUGGCGUUGACGAGCCUCAGGCGACCUUCUCUUCUUGUUUCGCUCAGCCAUUCCUGGCUCUCCACCCCAUGCGCUACGCGAAGAUGCUCGCCGACAAGAUCGAAACCCACAAUGCGAAUGCCUGGCUGCUCAACACCGGCUGGGUCGGUGCCGGUUUCUCGCAUGGCGGCAAGCGCUGCCCGCUCAAGUACACCCGUGCCAUCCUCGACGCCAUCCACAGCGGUGAGCUCGCCAAGGUCGAGUACGAGAACUACGACGUCUUCAAUCUCCAGGUCCCCAAGACCUGCACCGGCGUUCCCGCUGAGCUGCUCAACCCCAAGAAGGCCUGGACAGCUGGGGACGAGAGCUUCAACAAGGAGGUCACCAAGCUCGGCGGACUGUUCAUCGAGAACUUCAAGAAGUACGCGAGCGAGGCCACCGAAGAUGUGGUCAAGGCCGGGCCGGUGGUUUAAGAGGAGAAACAGAAGGACACAUCUGCGACCGAGAACAUGGUACCUGGAGUGUUGGUUUGCUGGCGAGGACGAUUGCGUCCUGACCUUCCCGUCGUCAGUUUGGAUCUGAGCUUCGAAUGAUUUUCUUGUUCCUUUUCCUUUUUGGGUUUGAGGGAUCCAUAUGCCACUUCGUGUACAUGCGAAUGCGGUUCCCUUGGUGUGUGGUAAGCAAAAAUUGUGUUUCCUUUUACGGCUUCAGUUAGAGCUGUACAACAAAUGGACAUGGGUGCUCGAAGCAUUCUGUCGGGAAUUGGCAUAAUUAGGGCAUUGGCAUGGGCUUGCCGAGCUAGAGGAGGAACGGGUAACGUGGUCAUGAUUUGGGUCACUCGAAACCAGCAGAAGAGCAAUUUGCAGAUAAGAAUAAUAGGGCCCGUUUGGCGCCAUUCAAGCAA